Messenger RNA from Calliphora vicina (urban bluebottle blowfly), 1248 nucleotides. RefSeq lists its product as uncharacterized. Lineage: Eukaryota; Metazoa; Arthropoda; Insecta; Diptera; Calliphoridae. The transcript is spliced from 3 exons. The coding region runs from base 1 to 1248 and encodes 415 amino acids. The record is from RefSeq and is a predicted model, not a curated record.
AUGCCUAGAGAAAGCGAAAAAACUAAAUUACUUAAAUUAUUUGAAGAAAUUGUUGUUGUUUGUGAUUUAUUAACAUUAGAAUUCUUUGGAACAAAUGAUGAUAAACAACGCAAAAAAGAGGACGAAAUUCUAGACGAUUUUACAUGUGUUCUUGCUGUUGGAGAACAUUUUCGAUACGCAAUGCCAUUUAUACACCAUUCUGUUCCAAAGUCAAACAAUUUUCUAACCAAUGUUUUGCCUUAUUUAGAUGAGAACAGAUUCAAGCAAAUCGUAAGGGUUAGUUGGCAAAACUUUCACUUCAUUCUUAAUUUAAUUAAAAAUGAUAAAGUUUUCAAUGGCCCGCGUUCCUGCAAACAGUUUCCAGUUGAAAUGCAAUUAAUAAUAUUUUUAUAUCGAUUGGGUUCUAGUGGAGAAGGCGCAUCGUUAAGCAAAAUUGCAAGUUUAUUUGGAAUUGGUGAUGGUGGUACUCUUCAGAAAAUAACUGAUAGAAUUUUUAAAGCCAUACUGGAGCUUAAGAAACAAUUUCUAUACUGGCCAGAUGCAUUAGAACGAAAAAAUAUGGUUGCAAAUACUUUUCACGAAUUACCCCAUUGUAUUGGGUACGUAGAUGGGACUGAAAUCAAGUUGGCAGAGAAACCGUUAGAUGAUCCCGAAUCCUAUUUCUCUCGAAAACAUAUAUAUUCAUUGAAAGUACAAGGUAUUUGCGAUCAUCGUCUCCGAGUUCGCCAUAUGGUUUUAGGAUAUCCUGGGAGCGUGCACGAUGCAAGGAUUUAUAACAAUUGUGAGUUAUCUGUAAAUUCCAAGAAGUUUUUGACUGGAGCUGAAUGGCUUGUUGGAGAUAGUGCGUAUAAAUUAACUGGCACUGUAGUAACACCUUUUAGAGCAAAUUCAUCGGAACUCAAUUUAAAAGAACGCACUAAUUUCAACAAAACUCUAAGCCGUUAUCGUAUUAGAAUUGAGCAUUGCUUUGGUUUGAUGAAAGAAAGAUUUAAUAGCCUGAAGGAGCUGAAAAUUCAAAUAAAAAACAAAUCAUCUGUCAAACAUGCUUGUGACUGGAUUUUGGUUUGCGCCAUAUUGCACAACAUUUUAUUAGAUCAGAAAGAAGUAGUUGAUUUCACUUUACCAACGGAAAAUGGGUAUGAUUUUGAAGUAGGAUAUGAUAAUGAAGAACCUGAAUAUCACUCUACAGUCGAGGGAGAAGUAAAAAGACGGGCACUAUUAGAAUUAAUUAAAGAAAAAAAUGAAUAA